Messenger RNA from Poecilia reticulata (guppy), 2032 nucleotides. RefSeq names its product zinc finger and BTB domain-containing protein 26. NCBI's taxonomy places the organism in Eukaryota, Metazoa, Chordata, Actinopteri, Cyprinodontiformes, Poeciliidae. Gene Ontology annotation, biological process: regulation of transcription by RNA polymerase II. The record is from RefSeq and is a predicted model, not a curated record. Gene Ontology annotation, molecular function: RNA polymerase II cis-regulatory region sequence-specific DNA binding; DNA-binding transcription factor activity, RNA polymerase II-specific; protein binding.
GGGGAAACCGACUGCGCUAUGACGAGGAUGGUUUGGGCGGAGCAGGAUGCCAGGUCAAGCGAGUUGUUUUCAUCUUCUGCUUCUUGUUGUUGUCCUGCAGGAAGGUGAACCUCAACCUCCAUCCCGGUCUCAGGUGCUUUGCAGCGUCCAGCAGAUAACGGAAGAUCAUCAUGUCAAGCUCCUGUGACACUCUGUACUUCAGUCUGCCUGCCCAUGGGAACUCCGUCCUGCAUAAGAUGAAUGCUCUAAGAGAAGACCAUCGGUUCUGUGACAUCACGCUCGUCCUAGGAAGCCCAAACACCUCUGCGGACCAGUCUGUCCACUUUCACGGCCACAGGGUGGUGCUUGCAGCAUCCUCUGAUUUCUUCCGUGAUCAGUUCCUGCUCCAUGAAGACCAGGCAGAGAUGAGUGUGGCUGCAGUUUCCAGUGCGAGAGUGGCGAAGACGCUGCUGCUGUCCUGCUACACUGGACUCCUCGAGUUACUGCAAGUUGCACAACGAAAAAGUCCUCCAGCCCAAACCAUACUCCCUCCACCGCCAUGCUUAAGAGUCAAUGUACCUUUGGCAGAACUGGUCAGUUACCUGAGCGCAGCCAGCAUCCUCCAGAUGAGCGAGGUGGUAGAGAAAUGCAGUCAAGCUGUGAUGCAGUUCCUUAAACCCCUUAUGUUUUCCAAUAAAUCUGCAAGUUGCUCCAAGGAAACUGAAAACCAGCAGCCAGAGAGAAGCUGGCUAUGUUCCAGUUUUGAAAAUCGGAGGGAAAAGGAUGUGGCCCAGCCCAGCACCAGCAUCCAGGAAGAUAAGACAAAGGAAGAAGGAGUGGCUAUUGGUCAGGCAAUGGAUGGGGUCAGCCAAGAAUCUAAGGUGGAUAAUGAAAAGACUAAUGUGACUACAGAAGACAUGAAGUUUGUGAAACCUAAAUUGGAGUCAACAGAGGAUCAAAAAUUUGAGCUUGACACCUUGAAGUCAGAGCAAGGUGUGAAAAACCCCACAGCAGCGCUCAAGGAUGAAGUCUUUCAAGACCUCAUUUCAUUCCCAGCUUUAGAGAUUAGAAGUGCUGCAGAUCACGUAAAGCUGGUGGACAUCUCCCAAAAACAACACAAACAAGUAGGACAUGAAGAAAAACAAGAUAAUUCACACAAAGCUCAACUGGAACAUGGUGGAGGCCUGAUAGAUUCAAAAAUAUCUAACCUCUCCGAGGCACACUCCACAAAGCCUGGCGAGGAUGUACUACUAGAGGCUUCACACAGCAUCCUAGUUGAGAGACCAUACCUGUGCAGGAAGUGUGACAAAAUCUUCCAGCACCUUGAGAACUACAUGGGCCACCUGAAGGAACACAGACAGUAUUCCUGUUUGGUCUGUGGGGAGGGCUUUUCCCAGAAGAGAAAACUGACCCGGCACAUACACGUUCACCCUGACGUCAAGCCCUUCAGAUGUCCACUGUGCCAUGAAACGUUCAUCCAAAAGGGUUGGCUGCAAGAACACCUCAACCUGCACACAGGGCACAAGCAUAGUUUGAACCCAACAAACAAGUCAGAUUUUACAGGCCUAAAGGGAGAGAAAAAUGGCCCGACAGAUGUGCUGGAGAAGGGUGGAGGAGCAAGUUAGGAUUAAAAUGCGAUCACUGCUGUAUGUUCUGGCUGCUUAUUAUUAUUUUUUGUCUUUUUUGGACAUCUGAUUCCAACUUCAGUUGUAGAAAAACAUGCACAUGCAAAAGGACAGCUUUUUUUGAGGGACUGUAAAAAAAAAAAUCUGCAAAAUGUUAUAUAAGAUUCCAAAGAUGACAAGAGUGUGGGCCUCAUGUCUCAGAGGUUUUUCAUGUUAGAUAUCUAUUGUCAAGGUUAUUUUAAUUUAGUUGUGAAUUCUUUGGUGUUCAAAAUGAACAGGAUUACCUAUCACUGACUCUGUGCUUGACAUCUCUGAAUAUUUUAUUCACUCACUAUGCACAUUCCUAAAUUAAACAGUUUAAAUUUAAUUAUACAUUGCACACAAUUCAUUUGUGCAUGUUCUACUAAUAAAGCUUGACGAGCUCCUUA